This is a messenger RNA of Anarrhichthys ocellatus (wolf-eel), 1333 nucleotides long. RefSeq names its product integrator complex subunit 6-like. The record is from RefSeq and is a predicted model, not a curated record. The transcript has 3 exons. Bases 724 to 1041 code for a protein of 105 amino acids. Lineage: Eukaryota; Metazoa; Chordata; Actinopteri; Perciformes; Anarhichadidae. Gene Ontology annotation, biological process: snRNA 3'-end processing. Gene Ontology annotation, cellular component: integrator complex.
AGUCACCCCCUGGUGGACACUAGAGAGGAUGCAGCUUUAACACAUGAAGCACUGACUUCACUUUAAAGAAACAGGUUGUCUCCUGAUUAAAUCACAACAAAUGUUUGUCCCCAAAAGUGUCCCGUUUAGUCCCGCCCUACUGUGCUGUGAUUGGCUGUUACUGGCUACUAUCACUGUCCUAUAAUCCAGCAAUCACAACACUGUGAGAAGAGUCUAUGGUGUGGAUGAAGUUGUUACAUUUCACCUAUUUUGUGGUUGGCUAGCUAGCGAGCUAAUUCCACCAUGCUUUAAUGCUACACUGGUUCAGAAGAUGAACGCUCAUGGGAGAAGUUGAGCUCUGCCAGAAAGCCCCUUCAGGAUGGAAGAGCUUUAGGUUUAGGGAUCUUUCCUCUGCUGAAUUCAGAUCAAACUUUACAUUUAUUUGUCCCGCUAGUAAUCAACUAAUAGGAAAGUUUUCCCUCCAUUUUUUGUUUCUUGCUCUACGUCCAUUAUUACAGUAAUAAAUGCACAUUCCCACUGAGCCGUAGUUUAGCUGAACAUCAUGUUUUAAAGUGCAGAGAAGCUAAUAGAGACGGUUAAUAAACUUUCUGUGUCGUGUGUUUGCGUUCAUCUCCGUCUCUGUUUCAGGUGUUUGUGUGUAACAGUGCCAAAUACAGCGACCUGGGCCAACCCUUCGGCUACCUGAAGGCCAGCACGGCUCUGAACUGUGUCAACCUGUUUGUGAUGCCGUACAAUUACCCCGUCCUGCUGCCUCUGCUGGACGACUUGAUCAAAGUGCACAAGUUCAAGCCGACCAUCAAAUGGCGUCAGUCCUUUGAGAACUACCUGAAGACGAUGCCUCCGUAUUACAUCGGGUCGCUGAGGAAGGCGCUGAGGAUCAUGGGAGCACCAAACCUGCUAGCCGACAACAUGGAGUACGGCCUGAGCUAUAGCGUGGUGUCCUACCUGAAGAAGCUCAGCCAGCAGGUGAGCAGCUACCUGCUGGGCUCUAAUCACAGGAAAGACUCAUGCACUGGAAAACAAACAAAAUAUUUAAGAUAAACUGUGACUACAAGGUGUUUUUACUUGUGAUAAGUUACGAAAUCUGCCAAUGGAAGAAGUACAAAUAUGCUUUCUUGAAAUAAAAUGUAAUAUUUAUGCUUUCUGCAUAUAAUUAGUAGUAAUUACUAGUUUUAUGAAGUGUUGUGUCAUAAUGAGCCAAUUCAGAAUGUUUAGUAACUAAAAACAAGUCUCUAUAUCUCACAGACAUGUUCGUCGUGAGGUGGUUCUGUCUCAUAAUAAGUUAUGAGAUGUUUUAGUCUGUGAGCGUCGUUAUUGUUCAAGUAUUAACUAU